Mollisia scopiformis is the source of this 1026-nucleotide messenger RNA. RefSeq lists its product as uncharacterized. The record is from RefSeq and is a predicted model, not a curated record. The transcript is spliced from 2 exons. NCBI's taxonomy places the organism in Eukaryota, Fungi, Ascomycota, Leotiomycetes, Helotiales, Mollisiaceae. Bases 277 to 768 code for a protein of 163 amino acids.
CCGAUGGUUUGAUUUUUGCCUUGUGGGAGUCUAUAAAGAGCGAGAAGGCUCCUCAGUUUCUUCGUCUCUCAUCAUGUCCAGAAAUCAAUCUCGUCCGUCAAUACGUUUGGGAGACAAUUCCAGAUCUGAAGACCGAAGAGAUCAUUGAAUGUGGUCCAGAGCAAUAGCUUCACUUACACCUUCUCCUUUUUGAAAGCUGAUUUUCGUGCUCUUCUUGGACUUGCAGCCUCAUCGACUUCAAUCUGAGAUUGAAAACACUGUUUUCAUCUUCUCUAAAUGGAUUUCGGAUUCGCAACAAUAUCGCUGGUCGUGCAAACUGUGUUGGCUGUGACAGAACACAGAAAGCUUCUUGAGAAUAGAAACCACUUUCUCGACUACUCUUUACCAACAAGACAAACAGCCAUAAGCCAUCCAGUAUCAACAGACAUCGGCAUCUUGUGCUCGACCUGCAUCUCGAGUGGUCUUCUCACUUCCAUAUAUCAACGUGGAAGAAGUGGAAAACUUCAGACUCCCCUAUUUCUAGCGACAAUUGUUGGAAGCUUUGCAUCAUGGGGAAUGAUAGGGGUACCAGUAGACAUUUUAGCCCUCACUGUGUUUGAAUGGAUGGUCACCUUAGUAUUACUCGUUAGCAGAUAUUGUGAACACAUUCUGCUAAGCGACCUCGAAGCUGGAGAUGCUGCAUUUGGCUUAGAGAGGGUCCAGAAAGUGUUUGGCAUGCAUGAUCGAGAGAAGAAAAGUUUUAGUGGCCGUGAUUUGGACGAAUACUGAGGGGACUGCUCGCAGGUUGCCUUCCAUGUUCACUGGUUAUUUUCGAAUCUGGUUGUUUCGGCAGCCCGUUUGGUCGAGGAUUUGAGAAUAUGGAAAUUUUGCUGGAAUGGAGAAGAAUGUUUUCAAGUGUUGGAUUGGGCAGUGCUGCUUUUCUUGUUUGGAUGUUGGGAAGUUGAGCUGGACUUUAUUGGAAAUAUUCACGGAAAAUCUCGACUCUCGUUUUGGAACCAUCGAACCAGAAUUAUAUAAUGUACGGAU